Molecule: messenger RNA, 1806 nt
Organism: Nomascus leucogenys (northern white-cheeked gibbon)
Lineage: Eukaryota; Metazoa; Chordata; Mammalia; Primates; Hylobatidae
Exons: 1
Coding region: 30-431 (133 amino acids)
Source: RefSeq, a predicted model, not a curated record
CAACUAAUUACAACCCAACUGCUUGCCUAAUGGCCCGUUCCUACUUCCAUCUAAACAGUAGUAACGAAACGGACGUCCAAGCAGCCCAAAGAGGGUCUUUGGAGACAGAGAGGGACGUCAGGGAGAGGGUCGCGGGGGUCUGGCUGCGUAGGGGAGAGGCUCGGGGCGACGAGCGGGGCUGGGCGGCUGGGGCCUGCUGGCCGCGUCCGUCGCCCCGAGCGGGGAGAUUUCGGCCGGCCUCGGGGCGCUUUGGAGACCAGGGCCAGACGGUGCCUCCGGCCCGGGUGCCGGGAAACACAGCGGUGGCGCCAUGCCCGCUGUAUCUCAAACGAACCGGGGAGGCGCUGAACAGCCACAGGCCGGCAGCCCGGGCCUCUCGGACACUGAGGAAAGGCUGGGGGCGCCCGGGACCUGAAGGAGCAGGGCGCUGAGGGUCUGCAUGGCCCGUGUGGGGGAUCUGGCGGCGGAGUCGCAGCCGUCCCUGGGGCGCGGGGUAGUAGUGGCAGUUGUGCGAGCCGACAGGCGCCCGCGUCUCGGGGAGGGCGGGCCGGCAGCUGAGGUAUACAAGAGGAUGAAGGUAGGCCGGAGGGGUGUCCCGGCCGCCUCUCGAACCCCUGCCUCCUUCACCUGCCACAAACACCACGAAGACCGCGCCGCUCCUUUUGGCCGUCGCGAUGGCGGCCGGAAUGGCGCCCUGGAACCACAGCAUCGCUCCCUUCGGGCCCAGGCGCUCGCUCGGUGUGUAGUCUCCGCAGUCCCGAAGCCGGCUCUGCCCUCCGUCUUCGUCCGGCUCUGCGGCCCCCGCAACCUCGGCUGGUUCGGCCCCCACCUCCGACUCUGCACAAGCGCGCACGCCAGUCAGCAGCACCCGGAGACGCGCGCUAGCGCGCGCGAGAACACCUCACGCCACAUGACGCAACCCGUCGCUGUACGUGCCCCAGGGCCUUCUCUCGUUGGCGAGUCGGUGGUGCGUGCGCGCGCCCGCUAGGCCUCAGGUCGCGCAGUCCAGGAAGUGGAGGAAGGCGGUAGGAAGGAUGACUAACCGCUAAGACACGUCGGCGGCGCCUGCCGUGAGGCAUGAUGGGAAUUGUAGUCCCCUUAGGCUUAUUCGCCUCCAUAUUGUGGAGCAUGUAACUGUGGGUUCUGAGGCACGGCUAAAGGGGGCAGUAGUGAGGGCCACUACACAUUCUAUAAAGGGGAGAGGGAGAAAGAAGUGUCACUCCAACUGGCAUAUGCUAUUCUCGGCCUUGUUGAGACUCUCAGUGUGGAGGAAACAGUCCUCGCAUGGAACUAAAUGGGCUUUGUAGGGAUUAACUCCGAGGCUUUGAUUUCUUCUGAACGUAGCCCAACCUUGCAGGAAAACAGGAUAAAAACCGCAAGUCACCUUCUGUAAUAACCUGUAGUCCAUGAGCCCAAGCGGAGGAAUUGGUAGAACGCAGGCCUUCAGCAAUUUCCUAGACACUGGAUAGAGAUCAUUCCAAAACUUCAAAACGCGUUAGGCUAUUGCCACAGCUACUUUUUAAAGUAACACAAAAGCAGAGAAUAGAUUAUUUAUUUUCCAGCUAUUUUCCAUGGUAAUACAAAAGAGAUUAGAUAGUGAUUUAUUUUCCAAUUUUCUGGGAGAAUGUCCUAUAAUCAAGAUGUGGCGCUUUGUGAUUGGCUGCCAUUAAAUGAAAACUGAUUCAUAUUUAAUACUUUCAUGAAAUCACAUGGUCUGUAAUAACUAUUAGCUAAAGGCUUGCAUGGUUUAUUUAAAGUUGCAUAUACUAUUAUGUUAAAUUCUACAUCAAUUAAAUUUAUUCUCCA